Trichechus manatus latirostris (Florida manatee) is the source of this 4337-nucleotide messenger RNA. It is a transcript of the gene ABHD4, whose product is annotated as abhydrolase domain containing 4, N-acyl phospholipase B. Gene Ontology annotation, molecular function: lysophosphatidic acid acyltransferase activity; phosphatidylcholine lysophospholipase A1 activity. The transcript is spliced from 7 exons. The coding region runs from base 31 to 1098 and encodes 355 amino acids. Gene Ontology annotation, cellular component: lipid droplet; mitochondrion. Gene Ontology annotation, biological process: phosphatidic acid biosynthetic process; lipid homeostasis. Lineage: Eukaryota; Metazoa; Chordata; Mammalia; Sirenia; Trichechidae. The record is from RefSeq and is a predicted model, not a curated record.
GGUCAGCUGGUGCUGGCGUCAGGUGGAGGGAUGGGCUGGCUCAGCUCUACCCGGCAGUGCUUGUUUACUAUGGCUGAUGAUCUGGAGCAGCAGCCUCAAGGCUGGCUGAGUAGCUGGCUGCCCACUUGGCGCCCCACGUCUAUGUCACAGCUGAAGAAUGUGGAAGCCAGGAUCCUCCAGUGUCUCCAGAACAAGUUUCUGGCCCGAUAUGUGUCCCUCCCAAACCAGAACAAGAUCUGGACGGUGACCGUGAGCCCCGAGAUAAAGGACCGCACCCCGCUGGUAAUGGUGCAUGGAUUCGGGGGCGGGGUGGGCCUCUGGAUCCUCAACAUGGAUUCACUGAGUGCCCGCCGCACACUGCACACCUUUGAUCUGCUUGGCUUUGGGCGAAGCUCAAGGCCAGCAUUUCCGAGGGACCCAGAGGGGGCCGAGGAUGAGUUUGUAACCUCAAUAGAGACAUGGCGGGAGACCAUGGGGAUCCCCAACAUGAUCCUCCUGGGACACAGUCUAGGAGGAUUCCUGGCCACUUCUUACUCUAUCAAGUACCCUGAAAGAGUUAAACACCUCAUCCUGGUGGACCCAUGGGGCUUUCCCCUCCGACCGACUGACCCCAGUGAGAUCCGGGCACCCCCAACCUGGCUCAAGGCUGUGGCCUCUGUCCUAGGGCGUUCCAAUCCAUUGGCUGUUCUUCGAGUAGCUGGGCCCUGGGGGCCUGGCCUGGUUCAGCGAUUCCGGCCAGACUUCAAGCGCAAGUUUGCAGACUUUUUUGAAGAUGAUACCAUAUCAGAAUAUAUCUACCACUGCAAUGCACAGAAUCCCAGUGGUGAGACGGCGUUCAAAGCCAUGAUGGAGUCCUUUGGCUGGGCCCGGCGCCCCAUGUUGGAGCGAAUUCACUUGAUUCGAAAAGAUGUGCCAAUCACCAUGAUCUAUGGGGCUAAUACCUGGAUAGAUACCAGCACAGGGAAAAAAGUGAAGCUGCAGCGGCCAGAUUCUUAUGUCCGGGACAUGGAGAUUGAGGGUGCCUCACACCACGUCUAUGCUGACCAGCCACACAUCUUCAAUGCUGUGGUGGAAGAGAUCUGCAACUCAGUUGAUUGAGCUGCUCUGCCUAGAGGAAGAGGAGAAAGCCAGAGAGAGUCGCUCUCGCCUCCCUGUCUGCGUACCCCUUCUGUCCUUUCCCUCAUUGACUAACGUGGCAGCCAGGCAGAGUCUUAGUCUGUCCCCAGGGCAGGACCACAGUGAAAAAGAGCACUCCUGACCCCAUGCUGAGGGCUGGAGGCAGAAGCCACUAGAGGCCUUGGGCUCCCCAUCCCAGAAAAGAACAUGAAGGAUUGCAUAAUGCCACUCCAUUCUCUCCAAGCCAAGUGUUAGCCAGAUGAUGAUUGUGAAGGAAUCGCACUGAGCCAUUCCCUCCCUGUGCCAAAGGGAGGGUGACCUCUCUUCCUUGGGCAAAGGAGAGGUUCCCAGCAUCCUUUCCCAGCUCUGGAGUGUUUGUGGGGAUAGGUUCAAGCAAGAACAUCUUCCUGCAUCACCUGCUCACCCCUAUCCCAUGCCAGUUCCAUCAAGGGCCUGGUUGGGACCAGUUUCCACUUAACUACCAAGAGCUGGUCCUAGAGCUCCCUUGACCUUCAGAUGCCCUUCCAUAACCUGAGAGGUCAUAUCUAAAACCUUCACUGACAGAUGAGGAAACAGGCCUAAGGCAGGAUAUGGCUGCCCCAUGGUCACACGGCUCUGUGAGAUACGAGUCCAUGGCAGAGCUAAGGCUAGAACCCAGGUCUGCUGAUACCCAGUGCUCAUUGCAGACUCCAUUUGCUAAGCCUCCAGGCAGGCAUCAUUGCCAUGUGACUGGUCCUGGUCACUGGCUAAGGACAAGCCCACCCCAUCCCCACAUUGCAGUCCCAUUGUGCAGGGGUGCUGUUGUCCUACCCUAUGUCUCAGCUCUGGCUGCCUAAGCCAGGGACACUCAAGUGUUUCCUUCCUUGCCCCCGCUUUCUCCCAACUGGGAGGCCUCUGGGCCUGUCUCUGUGCCUUGGGCUGAAGCCUCACAUCUAGUAUAGAGCAAGGGUGGCCCCUGGUGGAGAGAGGGGAAAAGGCCCUUCAACCUAAUAGCCAUGUCUGGAUUCCCCCUGCCCACUAGUAUCCACAGGGCUUUUCUACCUGCCCUAGAGCUGAGGCCCACCUGAGCCCCUGCCCAGGGUCCACUGGGGAGCCUUGAGCAAGCAGAGUCCCCUGUCCUCAUCAGCUACAAGAUGGUUCUCACGGCCUGACCUCCAUCUCUGCAUCUGUCCCCAGGGUCCCCAGCUCUCUCCUACCUCCAACCUACCUGUCUGCCCUCUCCCUGGGGCUGGUUCCAGGUGCAGCUCCGAGGUUCUGUGUAGUUGGCUGGGCCUGGCCCUCAGAACCAGCGCAGCUCCUGCCUGCUCCUUCACUUUUAUAAAGCCAACCCUCUCACCAGUAUAGUAUUAACUUCUGGUGCUUUGUACUACUGGUCCAUCUGCCUUGGGCGCCUUUUGUAUAUUAAUAAAGAAAUGAGUGAAAACUGCUGGCAGUGAUGAUGUUUAAUAUUGCUCUGACAUGAGUGCUGGGGAUAGUACUGAAUUCACAGCAGCCCCUGUGAUGCCUCAGUUAGAAGGUAGCCCCAAGAGGUACCGGCAUACACCCCACUCCCUCUCCCAUUAUUGCAGUAUUUGCUUGCUCUAGCCCAGCCCAGACUCCAGGUCAGCACAGCAUGUGCAAAUCAAUAUAAAUUUGCAAUUGAAAAAAUAUUGCCCAUGAGCAGUGAGGAAGGCCUCCUUGCAGAAGUGAUGGCUGAACUGAGCCCCAAGGAAGGGCAGGUAAAGGGGGGGAAAGGAGCAUCCGUGUGGAGGGAGCAGCAAGCACAAGGGGAGGGUGGCUAUGAAAUGGGAUUGGGGAGGUCAGUAGAGACGGGCUCAUGCAGGCCCAGUGGGCCAUGUGAAGAAUGUGUUCACCCUAAAACCGACAGAAAACAAAAUCACUGAUAUGAGGGCCAGGAUGGGGUAGGGAGUGUGACAGAAUCAGACUUGAGAUUUAAAAAGACUACUGUGGCCACUCUGUGGAGUACAGAUUACAGGGAGAUGAAUCCCUGAAGAAUUUUGAUGCUAUUGCAGUGGUCCAGGCAAGAGAUGCUGGUAGCUUGGACUUGGCUAGUGGCUAAUAGAGACAGAGGGAGAAAGAUGCAAGAUAUGUUUAGGAGGUAAAAUCAGAAGGGCUUGAUGUCAGCUGAAGUUGUGCAGAGCAAGCCUGAACAUGUCAUUGGUGCAAACACAAGCAUCGUUGAUGUUUUUUAAUAGGAACAUCUGGUGAAAGCCCAUGAUGGAGUCUUGAUGUCGACACUGAUUGGAAAAUGGGCCAAGAGAAGCAGCAGUUACCAAACCUGCUUGCAUAACAGAACAGCCUGGGGCGUUGUUUUUUUUUUUCCUUAAUAUAAACUCCAGGGCUGUAUUCCCUAGAGUUUGAUUCAGUACAUCUGUAUGGAGUCUGGCCGUGAAAUCUGCAUUUUAAACACAUUCUUUGGGAGAUUCUGAGGCUCCCUGUCUGCAGGCACUGGUCUAAGGGACCUUGUGUCUCUGACACUUGAUCCAGGGUCCCCGUGGGAAGAAGCAGGGCAUGUGCCCCAAAAAGUUCAUUCUGCUUGCUCUAGAGUCACUUCUCUUCAGGAGGCUGCAUAACAUGACCUUCUAAUUUUUCCCAAACCCAAUACAACCCAAAUACAUUCCUUGGGAGCAGCUGAGGAAGGUCACUCAGAGUGCCCACAUGUGUGCAUGCAUCCCAGCAAACACACACACUCCAUGCAUUCCUAACAUUCCUAGGGCUGGAACUAAGAAAUCACAGUGAACAUACCCACCCAAUUAACACCAUUCCUGGUGGGUUCUAAGGACUUACUGAGACAGUUCAAGCCAUAGACAUAGGCCCCUCAAAGGCCUAGCAGUUUACAAGGAGAGAUUCCACAGAUAGACACUUAUGGUCUGGGAGGUGUUGCCCUGUUCAGUGACUAGCAGGAAAUGUGCUAAGUUUAAUUUUCCUCCCUGGAAUAGACACCAAAAUAUUUGUGCUAAAAAUGCAGUCUAGAUUCAUUGCCAAGAGGGUGGUGAAAUCUUGAUGAUUUCCUUUCUUCGCUCUGACAUACCAGUCUGUAAGCUCACAACCACAGGUAGGGUUCAUGACUAGAUAGAAAACAAUCCUACUAUUAGCUGAUAACAAACACAUUGUCCAGCAAAUGGUAUAAAACAUUACUUUUCUCAUCAUGUGAUUUUUUUUCAGUUCACACAGAGUCCUCCAUGAUAAGAGUCUGAAGGGUCCUUUCUCUAACCUUCUUC